Capronia epimyces CBS 606.96 is the source of this 1263-nucleotide messenger RNA. RefSeq lists its product as uncharacterized. Gene Ontology annotation, biological process: protein refolding. The record is from RefSeq and is a predicted model, not a curated record. Gene Ontology annotation, cellular component: cytoplasm. The transcript has a single exon. Gene Ontology annotation, molecular function: Hsp70 protein binding. The coding region runs from base 1 to 1263 and encodes 420 amino acids. Lineage: Eukaryota; Fungi; Ascomycota; Eurotiomycetes; Chaetothyriales; Herpotrichiellaceae.
AUGCUGCUCCCCCAGAUAAUCUCCCACCUCCUUGCUCUUUUCGCCAUCAUCGCAUGCGCCUUUGCCGCACAAGACUUCUAUAAAAUCCUCGGGGUGGACAGGUCUUGCUCGGAACGCGACUUAAAGAAAGCCUAUCGCACUCUGUCCAAGAAGUACCACCCUGACAAGACCACUGGUGACGAAAAGAAGUUUCUCGAAGUGGCUGAAGCCUAUGAAGCUUUGUCCGAUCCAACAACGCGAAAGGUCUAUGACCAAUACGGGCAUGAUGGGCUGGAAAACCAUAAGCGAGGAGGUAGCGGUGGUGGGCAUGCCCAUGACCCUUUCGACUUGUUCUCGAGGUUCUUCGGUGGCACAGGACACUUUGGUGGCGGAGGUGGAGGUGGGGUGAGGCGUGGUCCCGACCUGGAGGUCAGACUGCAUGUGCCACUACGAGACCUUUAUAACGGCAAGGAUACGGAAUUCACCAUUGAAAAGCAACAAAUCUGCGAAGAAUGUGAAGGCUCGGGUUCUGCUGACGGGCAAGUUGAGACUUGCAACAAAUGCGGUGGGCGGGGUAUGGUCAUCCAGAAGCAUAUGCUGGCCCCUGGCAUAUUUCAACAAGUCCAAAUGCCAUGCGAUCAGUGCGGUGGGCAAGGCAAAUCCAUCAAGCACAAAUGCAAGGUUUGCGGAGGAACUAAAGUCGUGAGAGGACCGACAACCUUGACCGCUAGUAUCGAGAGGGGCAUGCCCAAGGGCCACCGCUUGGUCUUUGAGAGCGAAGCCGAUGAGCACCCUGAUCAUGUGGCGGGCAACUUGUACGUGCACAUCAUGGAGUCUGAACCACAGCUCGGCGGCGACGACGGUUUGCGAUCAGAUGGGACAUUUUUCCGCCGCAAGGAUGACGACUUGUAUUGGAGGGAAGUACUUAGUCUUCGGGAGGCCUGGAUGGGUGAGUGGACGCGCAAUCUGACCCAUCUUGACGGCCAUGUGGUUCAAUUGUCCCGCAAGCGCGGAGAAGUCGUGCAACCUGGUCAAGUGGACACGAUCAAGGGCGAGGGCAUGCCGGUCUAUCACCAAGGACACGUGCACGAACAUGACCACGAUGCGCCGGAAUUUGGGAAUCUGUACGUCGAAUAUAAAGUCAUCCUUCCCGACCAGAUGGAGAGCGGCUUGGAAAAGGACUUUUGGGCCGUGUGGGAGAAAUGGCGCAAGAAGAAAGGAGUCGAUCUGCUCAAGGAUAGUGGCAGGCCACCUCCAGCUGUACCAAUAAAGGAUGAGUUGUAG